Messenger RNA from Gamsiella multidivaricata, 1766 nucleotides. RefSeq names its product galactokinase gal. The transcript has a single exon. Lineage: Eukaryota; Fungi; Mortierellomycota; Mortierellomycetes; Mortierellales; Mortierellaceae. Bases 91 to 1650 code for a protein of 519 amino acids. Gene Ontology annotation, molecular function: ATP binding; galactokinase activity. Gene Ontology annotation, cellular component: cytoplasm; cytosol. The record is from RefSeq and is a predicted model, not a curated record. Gene Ontology annotation, biological process: galactose metabolic process; carbohydrate phosphorylation.
AUCAUUUUGAACAGUUCUGUUGUGUGUAACGUUUUCUUCAAAAGGUGUCUGCUCCUCUUCUUUUCUCACUUCCCAUUUCUCCAUUCCAACAUGACAUCCUCCACCAUCCCCAUCAUCAACGACAUCUCCAUCCUUUACUCCGAACCAAAGAUCGACUCUGCCCGCGCGCGAUGGGUCGAGCUCUCCACCCAGUUCGAGAACCUCUACGGCCGUAUCCCUGACUUCAUCGCCCGCUCCCCCGGCCGUGUGAACCUCAUCGGUGAACAUAUCGACUAUGCCGGUUUCGGUGUUCUGCCCAUGGCCAUCGAAGAUGAUUGCCUUAUCGCCGUCGCCAUUGAUCACUCCCAAUCUGCCGUGAAGCUCGCGAACCUCAACCCCGAAUAUACCACCCUGGAGUUCUCGCCUAAAUCCCGUCAAGACGGCAUAGUCCCUAUCAACCCAGAGGCCCACAUCUGGUCCAAUUACUUCUUGGCCGGAUACCGCGGCGUCCUUGAGGAGUUCCGUGUCGAACAACCCAAAGGUAUGCUUUGUCUCAUGAGCGGAACUGUCCCCACUGGUGCCGGUCUCUCCUCCUCCUCAGCCGUCGUCUGUUGUUCCGUCAUCGCGACUGUCAAGGCCCAAGAACCCCUCCUGCCCCAGGACAAGAAGUCACCCUCGGCUCAUGAGCUCGCCAUUCUUUCCAUCCGCUCUGAGGGCUACGUCGGCGCCAUGGUCGGUGGCAUGGACCAGGCCUGCUCUAUUCUCUCAAAACCCAACUCGGCUCUCUUCAUCGAAUUCCACCCAGUGCUUAAGGUCACCCCGGUCCAUUUCCCCAAGACUCUCCCACCCAUCGCCUUCGUCAUCGCGGACACGCUCGUCACCUCCAACAAGGCUGUCACGGCUCCCGUGUGCUACAAUCUCCGCGUCGUCGAAACCCGUGGCGCAGCCAGGAUCCUGGCCCUGGCUUUGGGAAUCCCGAUCCCGGCAACUGGCAAGCUGCACCUGAAGCAGGUCUUGGAUGCGCAUUUUGACAAGAUUGGCUACGAAUCUGCUGGCAAGACCGAGGCCGAGACUGACAUUGAGAAGCUGACGGAGAUGACCAAGGUUGUCGAGCGCGUCUUUGGCACGGAGGAGAUUAAAUCCGGGGUCUCGUUCGCAAAAAUGUGCGAGCUCGCAGGACUAAGCGAGCAAGAAUUCACAAGACUCUAUAUCCAGCAACCGAUUCGUACUGAAAAGUUUCAUCUGUACCGCCGUGCCAAGCACGUCUACAGCGAGGAAAAACGCGUGGUUCAGUUCAGGAAUAUCUGUGAAAAGUCGAUGCGGCAGGAACAGGACGUCGUUGCUGAGACGCUGUUUACGCAACUGGGUGAGUUGAUGGAUGCAUCGCAGGAUUCAUGCCAUGCGCUAUUUGAUUGCUCGUGUGAUGAGCUCGAGGAAUUGACGGCCUUGGCCCGUCGUGCGGGCGCGUAUGGAUCGAGAUUGACGGGCGCUGGAUGGGGUGGAGCGACGGUUUCGUUGGUGGCCGAGGACAAGGUGCCCGAGUUCAUUGAGUACCUAAAGAAGGAAUUUUAUGCGAAGCACCAUCCGAAUUUGACUGGAGAAAAACUCAACCGCGCCGUCUUUGCCACCGCGCCCUCCAGUGGAGCCGCGACCUUUGUGGGACACCUCUAACCCUGCUCGCUUCGUGUAUAUAGUGGCUCCACUCAAUUCAUAUGUGUUGAUGUGUUUGCAGUUAUGGAGGUUGGCACAAAAGCCAUGCAAAAUAAAUUUUACAUUUUUCCCGUGGA